Closterium sp. NIES-65 is the source of this 1821-nucleotide messenger RNA. NCBI's taxonomy places the organism in Eukaryota, Viridiplantae, Streptophyta, Zygnematophyceae, Desmidiales, Closteriaceae. The record is from the annotation of a GenBank genome assembly.
AUGUUCGAAGUCGGUUUGCAACGGUGGAGAGCAGUUCGUCGACCGCUAGGCGUGUUCGUGACGUCUGCGUUUCUCCUCUUGUUACUGUCGCUCGCCUGGUUACCAGCAUCGCGAUCCCAGGAUGCGCAGAUAGGCGGUGCAGGAGGCGGGGAUGGCGCAGGAAGCGGGGGCGACGCAGGAGACGGCGCAGCGUCAGGACUGGCGGACUUCAUUGGGGGUUAUGCCGGGGAUGCGGGGAAUGGGUUAAGCAACGCUGGUGAGAGUGGCAGUGGCGGCAGCGGCACCGGCGACAGCGGCGACAGUGGCAGCGGUAACGGCGAAAGCGGCAGGGCGAGCAACGGGAAGUUCAAGGGAGUGUUUGAGCUGCCGGAUCCGCCGUCCAGAUUCAACGCCAGGGCUGCGUGGCAUCACAUGCGCUACCGCACACCUGACUCGUGCUGGAGCCAGCAGGAGCGGCAUCUGUACCACACGGCGGACCAGUCACACCCGUCACAGGCGUUUGUGGAUGCCGUGGUGGCGUUUGAGGCGAUGCAGAGGGAGUGCGUGAGCCAAGGCAGGGUGGAGGACUGGCAGUGGGUGCGCAACAGGAAAGACUGGGACCAAGGGGUGCCACGGUACGGGCCGGACAGGAAGCCGUGCCGCUACAUUAUGAUUCACGACCUGAGCCGAGGAGUGGGCAAUCGAAUCGUAUCGUACGUGACCUCCUUUGUGCUCGGCCUGCUCACCAACCGUGUCAUCAUUGCGCCGCCCAACGGAUUCCUCACCCGCCGCUUCUGCAACCCCUUUGCCCGCGCCAACACCUCCUGGACCGUCCAACCGGCUGUAUACGAUGUGCUGCUGGCGGCCGCGGUGCCUAAUCCACGGCUGCAUCUGUCAGACAUGGCGGAGCGGCUGAAGAAAGCAUCGAUGUGGAAGCGCGUGCCGGCGGCAACGCGGCAUCUGGAGGGAGAAGUGGCGCAGAACGGCUCUGUGUGGAUCGACCUUCACUACAGGGUUCUCAACCAGUUCUGUGACGUCGUCUGGACGACAGCUGACCUCGCCCCCUUCUGGUUCACCAGCUUUGACACCUACUGCCUCCCCAGCCUCUACUACAUUAAGAGCUAUGCUGACCGCCUGCACGAGCUGUUCCCCGACCGCCGUGUGUUCACACACGUGGCUCGCUUCCUCAUGCACCCUGACAACCGCCUGUGGGCCAAAAUCACCCACACGUUCCUCGCUAACCUCGGCCACUACCCCCACCGCCUGGGGGUGCAGAUCCGCUCCCCAGAUGGCAUCGAUCUGCCAGUGGCCAAUCGCAUUCUGCGGUGCGCAGUGCGUGCACAGUACCUGCCGUCCACCCAACCGUACCCCGAGGAUCCGUCCAUGGCCACGCCGGCCCAACGCUAUCCGGGCGGUGGGGCGGGCGACGGUGGCGGGGAUGUGGAGACGUACCGGUCGUUCCGCACGAUGGGGGUGUUUGUGUCGUCUCUGAACAUUCGGCACAUGCUGGAUUUGGAAACGCACUAUGCGCAGCACCUCACCAUUGGCAACACCUUCGUCAGCUUCUGGUCGCUGACCAACGAGGGGAGGGAGACGAGGCAGGAGCAGCAGCUGAUCGAUGCGGUGAUGGACAUGUGGAUUCUCAGCUUCAGUGACCGGCUGCUGAUAACACACAUCUCAUCGUUCGGCCGCACAGCAGUGGGCCUGGCGGGCACGGAGGCGUAUUCAAUGGCCAUCACAGUCAUCAAGAUGCGCGGGAUAGACUGGCGCAACUCCACGGGGCCCGUGUGCGAGAGAGUCUCCUCUGAGCCCUGUGACACCCUGGGGGCGCCAGUGAAAUAU